GCCUUUAUUCGCUUGUUUCAGUCUUCAGAUGGACCGAGUGCCCCCGGCACUGGCCGCUAAGAUGCGCUGGAUCACGCUGGUGCUUGCCGGCUUGACUUUCUGGGGCAAAGUGACUAUUUGUAACUGUUUCGACUACGAGGAGCCAGAUUAUGAUUAUUAUGAAGAGGAGAGAGCGGAGACGAUUGACUACAAAGACCCCUGCAAAGCUGCUGCAUUCUGGGGCGACAUCGCUCUCGACGAGGAGGACCUGCACAUGUUCCAGAUUGACAGGACGAUAGACCUCACGCAGCACACACACAUGCACACACACUCCCGGCAGGGGCACACAUCUGGUGGUCUGGAGGAACAAGAAAUUUCUAAGAAGAGAGGAUCUUUAUAUCUACUGCUGGAGAGAAUACGUAGGUUCGGCUUAGAAUAUCUCCCCAAUAACUCCAGCAAGGGAGCCCCCAGUCCCAAGAGCCAAUCUGGGAAAGGUGGGAAGACUGGGAAAGUGGUGAAAAGCCGUAUACCCCGAGCUGCCACAUCCCGAGCUGAGAGGAUAUGGCCCGGAGGAGUCAUUCCCUACGUCAUAGGAGGAAACUUCACUGGCAGUCAGAGGGCCAUGUUUAAGCAGGCCAUGCGUCACUGGGAGAAACAGACAUGCGUAACUUUCAUUGAGAAGACAGACGAGGAAAGCUACAUCGUGUUCACCUACAGGCCCUGCGGGUGUUGUUCCUAUGUGGGUCGUCGUGGCAAUGGCCCCCAGGCUAUCUCCAUAGGCAAGAACUGUGACAAGUUUGGCAUCGUGGUACACGAACUGGGUCACGUUAUUGGCUUCUGGCAUGAACACACGCGACCUGACCGUGACGAUCAUGUGACCAUCAUCCGGGAUAACAUCCAACCAGGCCAGGAGUAUAACUUCCUCAAGAUGGAGCCGGGGGAGGUCAACUCUCUCGGGGAGCCAUAUGAUUUUGAUAGCAUCAUGCACUACGCCAGGAACACCUUCUCACGGGGGAUGUUCCUCGACACCAUCCUUCCAUCCAGAGAUGAAAACGGCGUCCGGCCUGCAAUUGGUCAGCGGACCAGGCUCAGUAAAGGAGACAUUGCACAGGCAAGGAAGCUGUAUAGAUGUCCAGCAUGUGGAGAGACCCUCCAAGACUCAACGGGCAACUUCUCGUCUCCUGGUUACCCUAACGGUUACCCGUCAUACACACACUGUGUCUGGAGGAUAUCUGUUACACCGGGAGAAAAGAUUGUCCUCAACUUCACCACCAUGGAUCUGUAUAAGAGCAGUCUGUGCUGGUAUGACUACAUUGAAGUUCGGGAUGGAUACUGGAGGAAAGCUCCACUGCUCGGCAGGUUUUGUGGCGAUAAAGUCCCUGAUGUCUUGAUCUCCACCGACAGCCGGAUGUGGAUUGAGUUCCGCAGCAGCAGCAACUGGGUGGGAAAGGGCUUCGCUGCCAUUUAUGAAGCAAUCUGCGGAGGGGAAAUCACCAAGGACUCAGGACAGAUUCAGUCUCCCAACUACCCUGAUGACUACAGACCGUCCAAAGAGUGUGUGUGGAGGAUCACCGUGUCCGAGGGAUACAACGUCGGGCUCAGCUUCCAGGCCUUCGAGAUUGAGAGGCACGACAGCUGCGCCUACGACUACCUGGAGGUCCGAGACGGCCCCCUGGAGACCAGCCCUCUGAUUGGUCGAUUCUGUGGUUACGACAAACCCGAGGAUGUGCGCUCCACCUCACACACACUGUGGAUGAAGUUUGUCUCAGACGGGACGGUUAACAAGGCCGGCUUUGCUGCUAACUUUUUCAAAGAGGAGGAUGAGUGUGCCAAGCCAGACAAUGGUGGAUGUGAACAGAGGUGUGUAAACACUCUCGGCAGCUUCAAGUGUGCCUGCGACCCUGGCUAUGAACUAGCUCCUGACAAGAAGAGCUGUGAAGCGGCUUGUGGUGGUCUCCUCUCCAAGUUGAACGGGACUAUCAGCACUCCCGGUUGGCCCAAAGAGUAUCCACCCAACAAGAACUGUGUGUGGCAGGUGGUCGCGCCCACACAGUACCGCAUCUCCAUGCAGUUUGAGGCCUUCGAGCUGGAGGGAAAUGAGGUGUGUAAAUACGACUAUGUGGAAGUGCGAAGCGGCCUCUCGUCCGACUCUAAGCUGCACGGUAAAUACUGCGGCACCGAGGUCCCUGAGGUCAUCACGUCUCAAUACAACAACAUGAGGAUUGAGUUCAAGUCAGACAACACCGUGUCCAAAAAAGGAUUCAAAGCUCACUUCUUCUCAGACAAAGAUGAGUGCAGCAAGGACAACGGCGGCUGCCAGCACGAGUGCAUCAACACAGUGGGCUCUUACGUUUGUCAGUGUCGCCAUGGCUUUGUACUGCAUGAGAACAAACAUGACUGUAAGGAAGCCGAGUGUGAGCAUAAGAUCCACAGCCCCAGUGGGACCCUGAGCAGCCCCAACUGGCCAGACAAGUACCCCAGCCGCAAGGAGUGCACCUGGGACAUCACAGCCACGCCGGGACACCGAGUCAAGAUAACCUUCAACGAGUUUGAGAUCGAGCAGCACCAGGAAUGUGCGUAUGACCACCUGGAGGCCUUCGACGGGGACAGUGACACGGCAGCCAUCUUGGGUCGACUGUGUGGCAGUAAGAUCCCGGAGCAGCUGGUCUCCACCGGCAACAAGAUGUACCUCCGCUUCAUUUCUGACGCCUCAGUACAACGGAAGGGCUUCCAAGCUACACACUCCACAGAGUGUGGCGGUCGUCUGAAAGCAGAAGUUCGUCAGAAGAACCUCUACUCUCACGCCCAGUUUGGAGACAAUAAUUACCCGGGUCACACCGACUGUGAGUGGCUGCUGACGGCCGAACAGGGCUACGGCAUCGAGCUCACCUUCAUCACUUUUGAGGUAGAGGAGGAGGCCGACUGUGGUUACGACUACAUCGAGCUGUACAAUGGGUAUGACGCCAACUCACAUCGACUCGGCCGCUUCUGUGGUUCAGGGCCCAGAGAGGGGAUCUACUCACCCGGAGGCGCUAUGCUCAUCCGCUUCCACAGCGACGACACAAUCAGCAAGAAGGGCUUCCACAUCCGCUACACGAGCACCAAGUUCCAGGAGAGCCUUCACACCAGGAAAUGACCUCACACACAGCCCGUGACCUCUGACCUCUGUGCAGCCCCACCACUGUUACCCUGACCUUCACCAUGGCAAAGAGAAAAGCACAGCCUGUCCCCUCUUCUCAGACCCACGGACAGACGUGGACGCUUGCCAGCAGCGGGAGGAAGACCAUACUUACGUGAACAUUUGUCCCCCUCUGUGGCUCCGCGCAGGUCGUCGCACUCUGAGAUGAGACAGGAAAUACAGCGAGAUAUCAAGUUUGAACAAAUGUGGGGAAACACGUUGACAAUUCAGUGAGCCAUUUUUUGUGGAGGAGAUGGUUUUUGAUUAUUGGACAUGGAGCUUACCUCACUGUGGACAAAGGGUUCCCGAGGAUCCGAGUCAGUUUACUGAGAUACUCACACAAAAGAGUACAAACACACAUAAAACAUGCUUGACUCAUAUUCUGACUUAUUAACUAUGGAUGCUUGACGAACUGAGGAGCUUCUACCUAAACAAAUAAUGCAUCCAGCAAGGGAGUUUCGAGUCUUUCUGACUCCAUGAACUGUGCGACUUACUGUGAUCAGACGGCUGCUCGUACCAACAGUAAGUGAGAGGAAACAGACAUUUUUAUUGCCUUUGAUGCCUGGGAACUGGUCUCUUUAACCCAGCUCAGAACGGCUGCAGAUUAUUUUAUUUCAUGUCUUAUUGUAAAACCCAUUGUGUUUACUGUAUGUCUGUGUGUACAGAGAAAAUAACAAAAAACAAAAGGCCGAAGUCUGUCCUUUGCCCUUUUGCUUAAAGCUUAUGCAGACGACCAUUGUGGAAUGGGGAAAAAAAAAUGCAAAUGGAUAAUUUCCAAAUUAACUGUGAUGUUAAUGUAAAGCCUUGCAUUAUGUUGUGUGUGUCCUCGCUGUUUUUUUUUUUAGUUUUGCACCAUCUUGUAACAAACUGAGCAACUUCCAUGGAUGUUUCCACCUCACCCCCUCCAAAAAAAAGUUUUUUUCAGUGGAUAUCGGAAGGGAAUAUUUUCACAGCUGUCUCUCGGAGUGACACGAUUCUGAUUGAAGGAGAGAUUCCCAUGGUGCUAAAAAUAGAAACACACUGAAUGACAGGUGACUGCAGAUGCAAGUAAAGGUUUUCAAUCGGAGACACGGUCAGCGUGCAAACAGCACACUGCAUCAACAGCACUAGUCCUGUGGAACUACAAUAUUGCCUUAGAACCAAAAUGUAUGCUAUCGGAGGUCGCUCCUAUGCUCUUGCACAGGUGUUUUCGAGGUUUUUUGGCAGCGUAUUUCAUUUGUUUGGAGAUCUUGAAUGGUUUUAUUGUAAAAAAAAAAACUAACAAAAAAAAAACCUAACAAACAUGGGAAAUGUAGUCUGUGUGAGAGAUAGAGUGUCAAUGGUGCAUGUGUGUUUGUGUGUCAUUUUUGUAGCUGCUCUCAGAGAUACAUACACACACACGCUUACACGUCCACAAAAACACAAAACACACCUCGUUCGUGUGCGUUUUCCCGAACAUAUCUGCACACACACACCGUUUCCCUUCUCUAAAUUUGGAACGUGGAGAGCAAAGUGCUGUAAAGUUGAAGGAAUAUCAUGGUGCACACGGGGUGCAUCAUAUCUGUGUUAAAUGCAAAUGUGUAAGUGUGUGUUAUAGAAGAUCAUAGAGAAAUAAUGUGUGUAUGUCUGUAAACUGUUUUUAAGUUGAAAAUCAUUCAUCGCUGUACGUGCCAAGCUCCAGGUGACCCUGAUACACUGUAGUUUUUGUUUUUAUCAUUCCACCUCUGUAGUUCACAGACACCAACAUGACGCCCUCUGCAUCAGUCAUUAAAAUACACACAGGUAAAAACUGCA
Acanthopagrus latus (yellowfin seabream) is the source of this 4930-nucleotide messenger RNA. It is a transcript of the gene tll1, whose product is annotated as tolloid-like 1. The transcript has 21 exons. The record is from RefSeq and is a predicted model, not a curated record. Gene Ontology annotation, molecular function: zinc ion binding; calcium ion binding; metalloendopeptidase activity. NCBI's taxonomy places the organism in Eukaryota, Metazoa, Chordata, Actinopteri, Spariformes, Sparidae. Gene Ontology annotation, biological process: proteolysis. The coding region runs from base 29 to 3115 and encodes 1028 amino acids.